GAAAUCUGAAAUACCAGAGAAAGAGAAAGAAAACGAGAAAGAGAAAAUAAUAUCAAAAAUAUCAAAAAAAUUGAAAAUGAUAUCUAAAAUACCAGAAAGACUGAAUAUCAUACUUGAAAAUGAAAGAAGAGAGAUUCAGCAAAAAGAAAAUGAAAGAAGAGAGACGUGUCUAGGGAUGUGUCUAGUAAUUCUAGAUGGUUUUCCUGAAGAGAUGAAAGAAAAUGAAAUAAUGAACUACUUAAAGGAAAUUCUGCUGCUUUUUCGAAAUGAUAAAGUAGUGUUUAAGUUUUUAAUCACUACAAGUAGAGAAGUGACUGAGCCUGAGACUGGGAGCGACAAGAAAGUUUUUAAGAUUGAACCCUUGUCUGAGCAUGAUUCUUUGUUCCUAUUGAAUUCGAAAGUCAAGGAAAAUGUUUCACGCCAUCCAGAUUUUGGAACAAUAUCUGAAGAAAUUGCUGAAAGGAGCAAGGGUCUGCCAGAUUCUGAAAAUUUGUCUACAAAAAUUGCUAGAAAGAGCGAGGGUCUGCCAGCUAUGAUCCUUAUGAUAGCAGAAGCCUUAAAUCAUAUUAAAGAACAUGAUUUUGAUUCGGGAGUUCGGAUGUUGAAAGGUGCUCUGGAAGAACCAGAAUCCGCGGGUGUAAAUCCACUACUGGGCUACGUGUAUGACAUGUUGGCUUGCACUGAUAUGGCUUUGAUGAAUUGUUGUUGGCAAAGUAGGCAACUAUUUCAUAAAUUUGGAGGCAUCAAUUAUGAGGAGUUGAUAGCUUGCUGGAUACUCGAGGGAUAUAUUGGUGUUAAUGAUCAGUUUGACAAGGCAUAUGAAGAGGGGCAUUGUGUUUUGAUGAAGCUUAUAGAUCGUGGCAUACUGAAAUUACGCGUAGAUGGUCUUGUUACCAUGGAAGGACUAGCACUUACUGUUCCUGAUGAGCAUUGCCAUGGUUGCCGGACGUCAAGCUUGGGAUUGGCUAGUGUUGCUGAUGAUCAUUGCCAUGGUCGGGGGAUAUCGAGACUGGGAUUGGCUAGUAUUCUUGAGUACGGAAAGGAGCUAGGCAUUGGGCGAGUUGCACCAGGGGAAGGCAUGAUAAAAACACCAUACGGUCCUAAAAGUUGGAACAAAGUUUCCACACUCUUGAUAGAUGGAAGUCGUUUCUCCGGGGAAGUCCUUGACACAAUGUUUCUUCAGCCCAUGAAGAAUCUCCAAGUUCUUGCCAUUUUCAAUCCCAGAUUCACGUCACUACCCAGGUUUUUGUCUGAAAAUACUAAUCUUCGCUUGCUUGUGCUCAGGGGCUGUGAUCAAUUGGAUAAAAUUGAUCAAAUCAAAAACCAUGAAGGUUUAAUCGUUCUGGAAAUAUCUGGUGCUAGCUCCUUGAAGAAUAUUCCAGAUGAUUUUUUCCUGAAGAUGAAACAACUUGAAAGCCUCAACCUCUCUGCAGUCCCGUUUCAAUCACUGCCUUCUUCACUUUCCAAGCUAACUAAACUACGUCGUCUCAUCCUUAAAGAGUGUUCUGAAUUGAAAAUACUACCAUACCUAAAAGAAAUACCACCAAACCAAAAACUUAAGGAAAUACCACCAAACCAAAAACUUGCCAACCUUGAGGUCCUUGACCUUUCUGGUUCUACUUCUUUGGUAAAAAUUACAGACAAAUGCUUAAAUCUUGAGAAACUUCAAAUGCUUGACCUUUCCCAAACCCAAAUUAACCAUUUGCCCAUUCUGAAAGAACUUAAAACACUCACUCGGCUCAUAUUAAAAAACUGCAAAUCCAUAACCAGAUUGUCCAAAUUUGAUUCGUUAGCUUCUCUCCAUAAUCUGGGUCUUUCUGGUUCUACUACACUGAAGCAAAUCCAUCAUGAUGAUUCCUUUAAAAACAAAGGUGGCCUCAAAGUCCUUGAUUUAUCUGAAUCUGGAAUUGAUAGUUUACCUUCCAGUUUUACAAACCUUUCUACUCUUGAGUCGUUUGAUCUUUCUGGUGUCUCUAAUUUGGUCAAAAUCCGAGAAAAUAUCUUUGAAGGGAUGACAUGUCUUCGUAGUCUCAACCUCUCAAACACUAAAAUUGAAGAACUGCCACCAUCCAUUUCCAAUCUUAAGAACCUUCGUCAGCUCCUUCUAAGUAAUUGCCCAUUGAAAACAUUGCCGAAAACGGGAGGGCUUACUAGACUUGAGAAAUUUGAUCUUUCUAAUGCCUCUAGUCUGGUUAAAUUCGAAGACGGAUCCUUUGACCAUUUGACUAACCUCCGCUAUCUCAACUUCUCAAACACCCAAAUUACAAGUCUACCAUCUAUAGCCAAACUCGUGAAGCUUCGCCAACUUUUGCUACAAAAUUGUGUAAACUUGUCUGAGUUGCCGUCCUUGGAUGCCCUUGAACAACUGGAGGAGCUUGAUCUAUCAGUAAAAGAAACAGAAAAUAAAUCCUCUCAAUCUUCUCAAGAACCUUUGGCAGAGCCUUUGAAAGAAACUGAGGCUAAGUCACCAGUAAAAGAAACAGAAAAGAAACCUUCUGAUUCUUCUGGACCUUUGACAGAGCUUUUGAAAGAAACUGAGGCUAAAUCACCAGUAAAAGAAACGGAAAAGAAACCUUCCGAGUCUUCUGGAGAACCUUUGGCAGAGCCUUUGAAAGAAACUGAGGCUAAAUCACCGGUAAAAGAAACAGAAAAGAAACCUUCUGAGUCUUCCGGAGAACCUUCGGCACCAGUAAAAGAAACAGAAAAGAAACCCUCUGAGUCUUCUGGAGAACCUUCGGCAGAGCAUUUGAAAGAAACUGAAGCUGCUAAAUCACCAGCAAAAGAAACAGAAAAGAAAUCCUCUGAGUCCUCUAGAGAACCUUCGAAAGAAACUGAAGCUAAAUUAUCAGUAAAAGAAACAGAAAAGAAAUCCUCUGGAUCUUCUGGAGAACCUUUGGUAGAGCCUUUGAAAGAAGUUGAAGCAAAAUUCUUGGAGACUAUGGUCCACCUUAGGCUGCUCAACCUAUCAGGAACAAAACUUAAGAUUAAGAUACCUCUAAUGUCCAACCUCACCGGCCUCACCAACCUUACCGAGCUUUGCCUAGGAGGUUGUAAACUUUCAGAUACUGUUCCAAAUUUGGAAAUGUAUACAAAGCUAAAUGUUUUGGAUCUUUCAAAGACAGAAAUUCAAUCUUUACCAUCACUUGAGAAUCUCACCAAUCUCCGUGGUCUAAAGUUAAGAGGUUGUAAAAAAUUACAGCAACUACCAGAUCUGAAGUCAUUUAAAGAUUUGGAGUCUCUUGAUUUACAAGAGACUGGGGUCAAAGAAUUUCCCUAUUGGAUCUCAGAGUUGACUCAUUUGAAGCACCUUGAUUUACCAGACUUAAAUGAUCUUAAAACACUUGAUUGGGAGAUGAUAAAGAACUUACCAGAGGAGCUAAACUGGGAUCAUUGUGGAAUCUUCAAGUUCAAUGAAAAGAGGCCUUGCAUGUCAUUGAGUGGCACUGAAUUUUUCCAAUAUUUGAAGGAAAAUCCUGAGUUAUGGAAGACAUAUUUCGAAGAAUUUAAAUUCUCUGUUUGUGCUCUUACGAAGGAAGGGAAAGAUUCUAGGACAGAAAAGAAGAAAGACAAAGCUUCCAUCCAACAAAAGAAGGAAGACAAAGGUUCUAUCCAAGAAAAGAAGGAAAACAAAGUUUCGAGCCCAGAAAAUAAGGAUGACAAAGCUUCUAGCCAAGAAAAGAAGGAAGACAAAGCUUCUAGCCGAGAAAAGAAGCAAGACAAAACUUCUAGCCAAGAAAAGAAGGAAGACAAAGCUUCAGGGCAAGAAAAGAAGGAAAACAAAGCUUCAGAACAAGAAAAGAAGGAUGACAAAACUUCUAGCGAAGAAAAAAAGGACGACAAAACUUCUAGCGCAGAAAAGAAGGAAGACAAAGGUUCCUGUAAAGAGAAGAAGGAAGACAAAAGUAAAGAUAUCAGUUGGCAUAGAGUUGACUCGAGCUUCAGAAAAAUCUACUUCCAAACUCAUUCUUUUCCUGAAAAUAUUAGUAAGUAUUUGGAAAUCAUUGGAUUUGACGAGUAUCCUGGUGGUGUUGAGGAUGUGCUCAUGAAAGCCGAAUAUGUGUCUUUGAUUGAAAAUGACUUCGUCAAAAGCUUAUCAAAUUUAGGUGUGGGCAAUUUGAAAGAAAUGAAGGGCUGCUGGUUGGAGAGGUGUAACGAAAUGGAGACAAUAUUUUGCAGAGAAGAGGCAGAAGUUGAAAUUCAGAAAAAUCUAAACAUUCUAUGGGCAUCAAACCUUCCUGAAUUGAAGAGUGUGUACAGUGUGGAAAUGCAACCUGGGAGUCUCCCAACUCUAACAGAACUGUAUUUAGAUUGUUGCCCGAUGCUUGAAGUUGUUUUUCCCUCUUCUCAGCUGCCAGAAAAUCUUAAAAUCCUUGAAGUCAAAUUCUGUGAUGAAUUGAAGACUCUGUUUAUGCCCACUAAAGUAGAAGAAUAUGAACAGCGCAAUUUACAGAAGCUUCAUCUGGUGGAACUGCCUAAGUUGACUAGCGUAGGGGUGCUAGAGGGAAGCAACAAUAAGAAAAGAUUCCCAUCCUUGAAAGUAAUCAAAGUCAGGGAAUGCCCGAAUCUGCAGCAGUACUUUGGAACAGUUCUGGAGUUGGGAGGAUCUGUGGAAAAUUCUAAGAUUGAAGAGUAUUGAUUGCAGUGCCAUUUCUAACGUGGCUUUUGGAAGGGUGGGAUAUGCAGCAAGUUUAAUGAGCGACAUCCUGGUGUGUGUCUGUGUGAUAGGCAAGGUCUCUCAAUUGUUACCAUCUGCAUUUUGCCGCUAACAGAUAUUGGGGAGUAGCAAGCUUAUUGAGCUAUCGUUGGUGUUGGCGUGGGUGUGUGAUAGGAGCUUAGUGCUAAUAUCAAUAAAUGUUACAUGUUGAAGUUUGAGUAACUUAUAAAAUUUGUAUUUGAGGAACUUCUACUUGUGGUAUGGAGUCUUGAAAAGAGUUUGGAUUUAUUUGCUUAGCUAUUAAAAUUAUUUGAGAUGAACAGUUAUUUGUAAUAAUAUUUGGUUUGGAUCAUUUCUAGGAGCAUGUUUUGGGGGAAAA
Quercus robur (English oak) is the source of this 5033-nucleotide messenger RNA. RefSeq names its product putative disease resistance protein At4g19050. The record is from RefSeq and is a predicted model, not a curated record. The transcript is spliced from 2 exons. The coding region runs from base 77 to 4636 and encodes 1519 amino acids. Gene Ontology annotation, molecular function: protein binding. Lineage: Eukaryota; Viridiplantae; Streptophyta; Magnoliopsida; Fagales; Fagaceae.